AUGUCGUCCGACGCGUCGCGCCCCGCCAAACGCCGCAAUGGCGUGACAACCGCCACCGCCGCCACGACGCCGGCCGCAGCGGCCAACGGCGACCAGAAACCCGAUGAAGCAGAACGCCAUUGGCCGCUGUACUACCUCCCCAACCGCGAUAUCCCGCCCAUUACGCCCACCCCGCCGUCCGAUUGCCCGCUCGGCCGCCGCCGCCGCACAGAGAUCGUGUCGCGCCAGUACGACAUCGCGUCCGGCCAGCCGGUGUACCGUGUGCGUGUUAGGCGCUGCGUUCCGGGGGAGGAGAGGUCCAGAGAGGCGGGGGAUACAAACGGCGAUGGCGGGAAGAGAAGGAUGGGGUGGGAUGGCGGCGUGGACGGGCACGGCACGAACGGGGACAACGCGGAAGGGGGCAGAGAUGUCGCGGACGAUGAUGAUGAUGCGGAGGAGUACUCGGUCGGGCUCGCUGACAUCUUGGACUGGGUAUCGCCGGCGGAGCUGGAGCGCUUCGAGCUGGAAUGGGAGGAUGAUAUGGUCUUCAUCACGGACGAGGAUGGCGCCGUGUUGCUGGUUAGUAGGGAGGUGCAGCGGGCGAUGAUGGGGUGGCCUACUACUGGUGGUACUGAGCAAACACCAGCGGUGCCGAUUGCUCCGCAUGAAGCCGCCGUUGCGGAUGGGCCUCCUGAUGCGGCGGAAGCGGCGGCGGUCUCGACGCACACCGUGGGUCCUGGCAAGAUAAAGAAGACAAAGAAGAAGCCGACCAAGGAGUUUGUCGAUGGGCUACCGCCGGUCCGGAGAAGAGGCAGGCCGCCGAAGAAAAUGCUGAAGACGGCAGAGGUCAUGGGCGUGGUCGGAGGAGAGGACCGCGAAGAGGUAGAACCGGAGGUAGGGCCGGAGGUAGAAUUGGAAACCGUGGAGACGGGGUCAGAGACAGCAGAGUACGGGGCAUGGGUCAAUCCGGCAAAUGCGGAGAGGGAGAUCCGCGACGGCGAACACAGCAUCAUCUCACGCUCGACAAAGAAGGGCCACGCCCAGUGA
Messenger RNA from Lasiodiplodia theobromae, 1026 nucleotides. RefSeq names its product Chromo domain-containing protein. The transcript is spliced from 3 exons. The coding region runs from base 1 to 1026 and encodes 341 amino acids. The record is from RefSeq and is a predicted model, not a curated record. NCBI's taxonomy places the organism in Eukaryota, Fungi, Ascomycota, Dothideomycetes, Botryosphaeriales, Botryosphaeriaceae.